UUGUUGACUACUUGUUUAUCAUUAUUGCGGCUGGGAUAUCAGUGCACGAAAAUAAUAAAUUUAUCCGGUGCAUCAGCAAUAUAAGCGCACAUAGUCGUCAGUACGCGAUAAUUGCACAUUACGUAAUUGAUUCAACUUGACUAUUGGGAUACGGUGGUAUAAGUUGAAGAUCACAUUCCAAAGUGGGAAGCAGAUUGUUUAUGAUUGUUGAUUGAUAUUGUAAAAUCUCAAGAUAUUGCAAGAUGGCUACACGUUGGGGCAUCGCUGGUGCUGGAAAGAUUUCUCAUGAUUUCACUAAUGCUCUGGCUACCCUACCAAAUACCGAACAUCAAGCUGUGGGUGUUGCUGCUAGAGAUCUCACCAGGGCUCAAAAAUUUGCACAACUUCAUAAUAUUGAGAAAUCGUAUGGAAGUUACCAAGAACUUGCGAAAGAUUCCAAUGUCGAAAUUGUUUACGUCGGAGUGCAGAACCCUCAGCAUUUGGAAGUUGCAAAAUUGAUGUUGGAGAAUGGAAAACAUGUUUUGUGUGAAAAACCCUUGACAUUGAAUGUGAAACAAUCGACCGAGUUGAUAAAUUUUGCUAAGGAAAAGGGAUUGUUCUUGAUGGAGGCCAUUUGGAGCAGAUGUUUUCCCCUGUAUGAGAGAGUGAAGAAGGAGAUUCAGUCUGGAACUAUUGGCGAUGUGAAGCAAGUAAUUGCCGCAUUUGGAUUUCGAAUGCCAGAUCUACAGCGUCUAAGUAACAAAGCCCAAGGCGGUGGAACUAUCGUCGACCUCGGUGUCUACACAAUUCAACUCGCUCAAUUUAUUUACGAUGGAGAGCACCCGUUGUCAAUAAAAGCUGCAGGUUUUCUCAAUAACGAUGGUGUUGAUCAAUCAAUGUCUGCUACUAUGUUGUACAGUAACAAUCGCACCGCCACAAUCAUGAGUCAUGCAUUGAUCGAUUUGCCCAAUGAAGCCUACAUUAUUGGUACAAAAGGUACUAUUAAGAUUCCACAAUUUUGGUGUCCAGUGAAAGUUGAAUUGCCUUCUGGUACGAUCGAGGAUCCCCUGCCGACAGCACCACUUCAGUUUAACUUCAUCAACAGCGCUGGGCUCAGAUUUGAGGCGAUGGAAGCACGAGAGUGCAUUAAAGCAGGUCUCAAGGAGAGCCCCAAGGUAUCCCACGCCGAAUCUUUACGUAUUGCUGAAAUUGAAGGUGAACUCCGUAGGCAACUUGGAGUUGUUUAUCCUCAGGAUUAAAUUCCAGUUCAUGUUCGUCACGAUCAGUUCAGCAAACAAUGAAUAUACUUACUGCUUUGACCAUUACUCCGAUAUAAGAUUUUCGAUGGGACAAUUUAAAAUUUUGUAUAAUUAAUAAAUGACUAUUUGAAUAUUUUA
Fopius arisanus is the source of this 1376-nucleotide messenger RNA. Its product is annotated as trans-1,2-dihydrobenzene-1,2-diol dehydrogenase. The coding region runs from base 243 to 1238 and encodes 331 amino acids. Gene Ontology annotation, molecular function: nucleotide binding. The record is from RefSeq and is a predicted model, not a curated record. The transcript is spliced from 7 exons. NCBI's taxonomy places the organism in Eukaryota, Metazoa, Arthropoda, Insecta, Hymenoptera, Braconidae.